AUGGCCCACAACCAAACCAUCCCCCAAAUCAUCCCUCCAUCCCUCACAAAACCCUCCUUGUCCCUUUCUCCGUUCUCCUCCACUACGCCCCCCUCCCUGUUCCUUUCCGCCUCCAACCACAUCCUUAACACCACCACGUCUGUUUUCGCGGCGAACCAAAGCAUUGUGGGUAAUACCACCUCCACAACAGUAGGGGCGCUCAUCCUGGGUCUGGUGUUUCUCCUUGGUGUCCCCGGCAACCUCUUCAUCAUCUGGAGUAUCCUGGCCCGCGCCCGCCGCCGCUCCGUCACCACCCUCCUCAUCCUCAAUCUGGCAGUGGCCGAUGGCUCGCUCAUAGCGCUCACGCCGUUCUUCGUCGUGUACCUUGUGAAGAAGACAUGGAUUUUUGGCGAUAUCAUGUGCAAGAUACUCUUCUACCUGUGCCUGGCCAACAUGUACGCCUCCAUCCAACUGAUCAUGCUGAUGAGCCUGCACAGGCUGGUGGCCGUGGUGUGGCCGCGGCGCGUUGCUGCCCUCGCUGGCCGGAAGGCAGUACUGCGGGGGGUGCUGGUACUGUGGAUCCUGGUGCUGGUCGCAUCCAUCCCCGCGUUGCUGUUCAGACACAAACUGACGGCCACGUACCCCAACGGGAGGAGCCGUAUGGUGUGUGAGUCAUUUCACAAGCAGCAGAGUCAAGUGGUGCUCCAGUACACGUUGGAGACUGUGCUGGGAUUUGUAGUUCCUUACGCGUUGAUUGUAGGCAGCUACAUCUGCAUCCUGCGGAGGAUCAGACAAACCAGGUCCACUGCUGUUUUACUAUCUUCCAGGUUCAUCCUAGCCAUCGUGGUCACUUUUGGAAUCUUCUGGCUGCCCUACCAUGUCAUCAACAUUGUGCAGGUUGCCGCAGCACUUUCUCCUCAAGAUUCAGCUAUAAAAGCAAGACUGGACCCUAUCUGGCAGUCCUGCCGUGCAGUCACAUCUGCACUGGCUUUCAUCAGCAGCUGUGCCAACCCGGUCCUCUACACCUUCGCCGGCAAGUCCUAUAUCCGGCGGGAAGGCUUUGCCUUCAUGGCCCGUCUGUUCGAGGGCACUGCGCUGGACUCUGGGACCAGGAAGAACCGACAGAACAGCCAGAACAGCCGAGAGAGAGACAGGGAUGCAGAGGGGUUUGGGCUGAAAGAAAAGGAAGGAGAGCUAGAAUCCACGACCAGCGCCAAUGUUGUGAGCCCCAUCUGUGUGAAACCUGUGAAAAAUGGCAAAUAG
Messenger RNA from Salvelinus namaycush (lake trout), 1242 nucleotides. Its product is annotated as leukotriene B4 receptor 2-like. The transcript is spliced from 6 exons. Gene Ontology annotation, molecular function: leukotriene receptor activity; G protein-coupled peptide receptor activity. Bases 1 to 1242 code for a protein of 413 amino acids. Gene Ontology annotation, biological process: neuropeptide signaling pathway. Lineage: Eukaryota; Metazoa; Chordata; Actinopteri; Salmoniformes; Salmonidae. Gene Ontology annotation, cellular component: membrane. The record is from RefSeq and is a predicted model, not a curated record.